This is a messenger RNA of Symbiodinium sp. CCMP2592, 4011 nucleotides long. The record is from the annotation of a GenBank genome assembly. Lineage: Eukaryota; Dinophyceae; Suessiales; Symbiodiniaceae.
AUGCUGACUGCCGUCGUUUGUGGCGAAGUUUUUGCUUCGCCCUCUGCCUAUGCAGUGGCUCGCGCUCUAGAAGCCAUCACCGGCAGUGCCGGAGCGAUUGUCGUUGUCAGAUCGAACGCAGGCACCCGGCUGAACUUCAUGUCUGCUGUGAAGGAAGUCCAGAGUCGCUUACACUUGCGGGUCAAGGUGGUCUGCGUGUCUGAUGACGUGGCCACGAGCAAGAGGUAUGGCUCCCGCGCUGAUUUCACGCAGGCGAGAGGCAUUGCAGGUUCCCUCCUGAUCUGCAAGAUUGCUGGUGCGGCAGCAGCAGCAGAACUCUCGCUAGAUGAGGUCUACGAGGAGACGGCAGCAGCUGCAGCAGCGGUCCGGACUCAAGGAGUCAGUUUCCACUCCUGCAGCAUUCCCGGGAUGCUUCCUGCCAGACCUAUCCCGGCAGACGAGAUGGAGGUGGGUCUGGGGAUCCAUGGUGAGCCUGGCCUUCGAGUCAAAGCGACCUCCAGCACAACUGCGAAGGAGAUUGUGGAGACCAUUAUGUCGCAGCUGGCCAUCCAUGUUCCUCGCAAAGUCCCACUGUGCGUCAUGCUGAACAAUCUGGGAUCGGUGCCUGAGAUCGAGAUGCAGCUAGUUGCUGGUCAAGUAAUGAAUUCGGAGCUCGGUCCCCGGAUCAAGCUUCUGAUCGGGCCAGCACAUCUCAUGACUGCCUUGGACACGAACGGGAUCUCCAUCAGCGUCUUGCCACUAGAGGAUCGCGACACCAGCACUUGCGGGACAAGUGUGGCUUUAGACAGAAAACGAGAUGACGACGCCGACGCUGGCCAGCCCACCGAUGGGCGACGCCGCUCCAAAAGUGUCCAUUUUCGGGAUGAGACCCCGGACAUGAAGGCGAAGGAGGCUUUUGUACAGGUCUUCUCGCCCGAGCAGUUUGACGGUCCAGACGUCCAAAGUGAAUGCACCAGCCAUGCUGGCCAGACCCCGGCGAAGCCAAACGAAGCAUUCUUCCCGCAGAUUCUCGAAGAGGAGGCAGACGAGGCGAACGAGUGCUCAGACGACAUCGAGGAGGCUGACAGCUGCUGCGAGAACCCCGAGCUCUCUCUUCGUGCCAUGCGGCUGCUCGCGCCGGUUUCGUGCACGGGCUGGAAGGCUGCCGUCAUCCCUCGCAAUCCACAGAUCGUCAAGCGACAUGAUCCACGGCCGCUGCUCGCAAUACGUGGGCGAUCAGCUUCAAGCCGUUUCGCAGACUCUGAGCAUCCUCUCGUUCGCUCGAUGCUGACCCGUGCUUGUCAGGCUAUUCUGGACAGCGAGCGCGAGCUCAACGCCCUUGAUGCGGCUGCUGCAGAUGGCGACCUGGGGCGGAACAUGGCUCGAGCAGCACAGCUGGUCCUGGGUGCUCUAGCUGAUGGCCACCUGCCGCUGGCCCGUCCAGCCUUGCUGUUCCUGCGCCUGGCGGAUAUCAUGCGUGGUGUGGAUGGAACACUUUCCGCCCUAAUGUCGGUCUUCUUCGGCCGAGCUGGCCGCUUCCUGGCGCACCGGCGAGCGAAGUGGCAAAAGAAGGCCAAGGCCAAGGGAAGGAGCAGAAAGCGGUGCUUCAGCCACAUGGGCUGGAACAGCGUCGAUGUUUACGAUGCUUUCCGUGCCGCUGAGAAGGAGGUGGAAGAAGUUGGCGAAUGUGCCGAAGGGAAGCGCACGUUUCUAGAUGCGCUGCUUCCGGCGCUGCAAGCGGCCGGAAACACCAUCAAACGACCAGCUGAGGGCUGCGAAGGCGAGCUCCUGCUGCCACUGGAGGAUGACGAGGACGACAGCGACUGGAGCCACUCCUUGGCUUCAUGGAGUCGGCAAACCAGCAAUGGCAACGACGUGGAGGAGGAGGAGACAGAGGCUCCGGGUGACGAGGCAGAUAUUCCUGUGCCCUGGGAAGCGAUUGCCGUGGCCGCCCAAGAGGGCGCACGAGCCACGGCCAGCAUGAAGAGCUCGCCUUGCUAUGGAGGCUUCAUCAAUGACUGCAGCGAAAGCAUCUGCGACGGCGGGGCCAUGGUCGUGGCAAUCCUCCUCACAGCCAUGGCAGGGCCAGCUCAAGGUCUGCUGCAGGUGGUGGAGGACGAGCGGGUCAAGGACACCGUGCAGAUUGGAGAGACCAUUGGCCAUGGAUCCUUCGGAACGGUCUACGUGGCGAAGCUGGCAUCCGGGGGUUCGCAAGUCGCGGUCAAGAUAAGCAAGCGGUCCAAGGAAAGUGGCCCGAGGAGCUUUGGCGAUCUGGAUUUCUUGGACCGGCGCAUCGUGAGCAACUGGCUCUUCAUGAACAAGCCGAACAUCACGCAUGUUCAUCAGGUGCUCGUGAGCCCAACCUUCUUGUAUGUCAUCAUGGAGUAUUUGGACGGGCCGGAUCUCUCCGAUUGGAUGCUCGCUGACGAGGGGCAACGCCGAAACGAGCUGGUCGUCAUGCUGCUGCUUCAGCAAAUCUUGCUGGCGGCACGUGAAGUGCACCGACAUGGCUUCGUCCACAGAGACCUGAAGCUGGACAAUUUCCGCUUCGCCAGAGGACCUUCCAGCGAGCUGAAGCUUGUAGACGUCGUUGGGACGAUGUGCUUUCGCCCGGACCGCUUGAUUUCAAAAAGUUGGUGCGGCACUGGGCCCUUCUUGAGCCCAGAGGCUCUUCUGGGAGACGUGUCGCCUGCCGCGGACAUGUGGGCCAUUGGCGUCAUGGCCUUCGUGCUUCUUUCUGGAGACCUUCCUUUUCAGGCCUCCUCCCUCUCCGAGCUGCGAGAGGCGCACGAGCGGGCCCUUGACGGCGAUGCUGUGUUCAAGGAGAUCUCGGAAGCCAGCAAGCAGUUGGUACUCCAACUGCUCAACCCGGAGCAGGCCAAGCGGCUGACGGUGGACCAAGCUCUGGAGCUGAUCGAAGCGGAGGAAGGCUGUCUCGCACAGGCCAGGUCCAGACCACAGCCGCUUCCGCUCGCUCGCUGUCAGCGUGUUCGAAGCGAAUGCUGGAGCAGUUGCUGUCCUGAUCUGAAGCCGCCGGAGGUCAAAACCCUCUACUUGGUGCGGCAUGGCGAGGCAGUCCACAACAUUAAGGAGAAACAGGCCCAGCUGAGCGCCAAGCAACAAGCGUUAUCCGAUGGCCUCACGCCCAGCUCGGGCGAGUUUCAGGCGCGUGUGGAAACGGCCAGGAAGCAGGUGCUGCAAGAUGAGACUCUUCACGACGCUGCACUGUCGCCUUCUGGAAAGAUGCAAGCAUUGGAUGCCCUUGCUGAAAUCAAGAGGCUGACGAUGCAAAGCUACCCGCAGCCCACGGCUAUCUAUGUCUCUCCUCUGCAGCGGACCCUGCAAACGGCGGCGAUCCUCUUUCCGGAGCAUCCGAGCAUUCAUGUGCGAGAAGAGCUGCGUGAGCGCCGCACGGGGUUGCCUUGCGACGAGCGCCAGCGUGCCGACCAAGUUGCAAUGCGACAGACCUUCAACUUCAUGUCUUUUGAUGAGUUGCGCAGUCACGACCGGCAGAACUUCCGACAAUGCUCUAGUGCAGAAGACGGGGAAGAGGACAAGAACGAGCUGCGUAGCCGAACAGGGCUGAUGGAGACGUUGUUGCGUGAACAGGCAGACGGCUGCUUGGCUGUGGUGACGCACAAGGGCUACCUGCGGGAGCUUGAACGUGGGCGCCUUGGAGUUCCGGAUGCCCAGGAGUUCGACAACUGCGAGGUGCGCGUGUACCAGGUCACACUUCCCGCUGAAGGCGGGAUGCUGGCCAAGAGGCUUUACAUCCGGUUUCCUGACAAGAUCUCCGGUAGAUGCGCUCGGGUGGACUCGCUGAGCUUGGGGAGCAACAUUUGCGAAAAGGUUGGCUCAGAAGCUCGUCUUCCCGGACAUUUCUCGGCUUCCAUCGCCGAAUCCACAGCCUUCUCGGCUGGCGAGGCUUUUCGGGAGCGAUGGACAAACUUGGUUGACGCUCUUCGAGGCCAUCGUCCAGAUGCCUCGCCAGGUUUCCUUGAUGCACUGCAAGUACGACUGGCGUUGGGCUGA